Gaeumannomyces tritici R3-111a-1 is the source of this 222-nucleotide messenger RNA. RefSeq lists its product as hypothetical. The transcript is spliced from 2 exons. The record is from RefSeq and is a predicted model, not a curated record. The coding region runs from base 1 to 222 and encodes 73 amino acids. NCBI's taxonomy places the organism in Eukaryota, Fungi, Ascomycota, Sordariomycetes, Magnaporthales, Magnaporthaceae.
AUGGCCCAGGAGGGCCGUGGAAAUGUGGAUGCGGCGGCGCCCGCCAAGCCCCCGGUCGCUCAGCUGUCCAACCGCCCAGCCAAUGCCGAAGCUCCCCUUGCGGGGGUACGGGGAAUAUUGGUUGGGGUAGAGGAGAAGCUGAGGAGGGCCGGUGCGGGGGAGGGGCCUGUGAUCCACUUGGACUUUUGGUGCGGCACUGCUGGCAAGAAUCGCAAAUUUUGA